AUGAAUAGCGAAACUACCGAGCAAAUCCUCUUUGAUUCGGAGCCAGAAACAGACCCGCCGACUGCUCCCUCAUCUACCCCAUCGAUCAGCACAGCACCAGAGCGAGGACAACUAGCCAUGGCCAACACCACUGUUAGAACACCAAUUAGCACAAUGUACAAAGAAUGUAUACAUGAGCUCCCAACACCGACGGAAGCCCCUCUCUCCGUGUACAGAAGCACUCGAUAUCUCGAGUACAACAAGCAUGGCGAACCUUACUUCAAAAUCAGCAAAGGUGCCAUCAGUAUCUCAAACCUUCCACCCGAAGAGCAGAACGCCGCAUAUAACCACAUUUUCGCAAAAGUCCUACCUACUAAUGCCUUUGCCAAUGGCUUGAUGCGUGUGCCGGAUGUUUGCGCCGGAGUCGUAGAACACUACGGUCUCCACUUGUCUCGUCUCAGAUUUACCAGAAUCACAAUCCGACACCUUGCGCUCCAGCAUCGCACAUCUGCAAAGCUGUCGUACAAUUCCACAAUGCCACCAUGGCGCUCGGCUGCCCUGCGGGACAAGGAGAAGGGCGUAGCGAACGCGCAUCUCAUUGCGGCCUCCAGCGCCUUCAACAAAAGAGCAGCGCAAGAGCGCGACGAAAGGGGCGCGAUACACCUACUUGACCGCUGCGAGCAGAUUUUGAAACAUGAUCCGGGUUCCCGGCCCGCGGACCGGCGGCCUGCGACGACGGAGACGGAGACCACGAGGUGGAGGGAGGGUAGAAGGGGUUGGAUGGGGUUGCAACCUGAUGAUGUUGAUUGGCGCAUCGUUGGCGCAGGAAGGAAUGGGGAUGGUGGUGAGAGCGGCACUGCUGGGAAGGCGAAGGCGGCGCUGAAGAAGGCUUUCACCAAAGCGGCGAAUAAAGCAAUGGGCAAAACUCGUCGCCAUAGUAGCGUCUUCCGCAAGGCGAGGCUAUCAGACCGGAAGAUGAGCCUUGAAUGCGGAUAG
This is a messenger RNA of Letharia lupina, 975 nucleotides long. RefSeq lists its product as uncharacterized. The coding region runs from base 1 to 975 and encodes 324 amino acids. The transcript is spliced from 2 exons. The record is from RefSeq and is a predicted model, not a curated record. NCBI's taxonomy places the organism in Eukaryota, Fungi, Ascomycota, Lecanoromycetes, Lecanorales, Parmeliaceae.